This is a messenger RNA of Arctia plantaginis, 1500 nucleotides long. NCBI's taxonomy places the organism in Eukaryota, Metazoa, Arthropoda, Insecta, Lepidoptera, Erebidae. The record is from the annotation of a GenBank genome assembly.
AUGGGACAUUCAGCGGUGGAUGUGUCCAAUGGCAGCGCGAGGGACCACGAGAGGGCUAACCGUUGGCCGGCCCCGGACGCUGACAGGCUCACUACAUACCCAGCGACUGGUGACCGUUCAGCGCUGCUGCGUUCUCACGCGGCUAAAUCCGCAGAGUGCAGCGGGCAGAGUUCACCACGGCCGCGGCGGCCGCUGCGGGAGUCCAGACGCGUAUCUCUUGCACAAGCGUCAGGCUACGUCCAACUUAACCAAUACCGUCUGUUGGAGCCGAUCGGACAGGGUUCCUAUGGGAUCGUCAAGUUAGCCUACAACGAGGAAGAUGACACUCAUUACGCAAUGAAGAUCCUCUCAAAACGCAAGUUGAUGCGACGAGCCGGUCUAUUCGGGAGGGCUCCUCCCAGGAGGCCGGGACCUGGACCUCCCCCAGACCCCCUACAAAGAGUUUAUAGGGAAAUAGCCGUACUUAAGAAAUUGGAUCAUCCUAACGUUGUCAAAUUAGUUGAAGUACUUGACGAUCCAGCAGAAGAUCACCUGUACUUGGUGUUCCAGUUGCUAGAACGUGGACCAGUGAUCGAUAUUCCCACGGAGACCCCUCUCAGUGAACACGUUGCGAGAAAGUACUUCAGAGAUGCCUUACUGGGGAUUGAAUAUUUACAUUACCAACGCAUUGCUCAUCGGGACAUCAAACCUGCGAACCUACUUCUUGGUGAAGACAGAGUUCAAGUAGCAGACUUGGGUGCAUGUGGCGAGCUGGCUGCUGCUGGCAGGGUGUCAGGAACUGUUGGUACCCCGGCUUUUAGAGCGCCUGAAGCUGCUGCACCAGCUGACAAGUACAGUGGCGAGGCAGCAGACAUCUGGUCCUUAGGAGUGACUCUGUAUGCCAUGGUGACGGGUAAAGUGCCCUGGGUGAGCAACUCAGCGGUGGAACUGCAACGCAAGGUCCUCAACGAACCACUGACGUACCCCGCCAAAUUUCAGCCUUCAAAGCAACUGAGACACCUACUCAAUAGGAUGCUUGAUAAGGAACCCGCGACUAGAGCUACUGUGCAAGAGAUAAAGGACCACGAAUGGGUAACUGCCGGUGGUAAGGAGCCCUUACCUUCGGAACAAGAAAACUGCAGACUGGUGGAGGUGACAGAUGAAGAUAUGGCACAAGUGGUUACCUCUAUUCCAAACCUCUCUACGUUGAUACUUAUCAAGACUAUGCUCAAGAAACACAGCUUCCAGAAUCCGUUUCUACGUAGCCGAGAAGGCAGCACUUCCCGCAGAGAAUCAACAAGUUCCCGCGGCGAGCCUUGCGAGAAACCCAGCGCUAGCACCAAACGGGCUGGACUGGCGCGAGCUGGCAGGUCGCUCUCUGCCCCCGGGAACUAUCUAACUGACAGCAGGCAAACAUCAUUUGACAUCGGGCUUGAAUCAGUGCAGGAGAGCAGAGAUCAAAGCCAAGAUACAACAAAGGAGAAAACCCCUCCGAGUGACAGCGAGACAUUCACGCGGUGA